This is a messenger RNA of Carassius gibelio (silver crucian carp), 3217 nucleotides long. Its product is annotated as UTP--glucose-1-phosphate uridylyltransferase. Gene Ontology annotation, cellular component: cytoplasm. Bases 358 to 1890 code for a protein of 510 amino acids. The record is from RefSeq and is a predicted model, not a curated record. Gene Ontology annotation, molecular function: UTP:glucose-1-phosphate uridylyltransferase activity. Lineage: Eukaryota; Metazoa; Chordata; Actinopteri; Cypriniformes; Cyprinidae. Gene Ontology annotation, biological process: UDP-alpha-D-glucose metabolic process; glycogen metabolic process. The transcript has 10 exons.
CACCUUGUAAUAUAACACACCGCCUCUUUUGAGCAAUAAAUAAACGCGCGAGUAAAGGUCGACGAGCUGUUUAUUCACCCUGAGCUACUCGAUAGUCAGUGGGAGGAGAGAGAGUAAGAGAGAGGUGGUUCAUUUUUAAGCGCGUGAACGCCGGAGGAAAGCACUCUUGAACAGAAUGAGAGAAUCGAUCAGCUGACCUUCUGUAUCAUUAUUACUACUACUAAUAAGCCUCAAACCCAGACAGGACUCUCGCUGUGUUGCUGGUUUUCUCAUGAUUUAAACGGGAUUGGGGGGAAAAGGAUUAUUUUAGUAAUAUUUAACCGAACAGCAUUUUAUAGAGUUUAGAAGACGGAGACUAUGUCGCUGUACGUUGAAGGUCUGAGUAAAGAGUUACAUAGCGAUCCCAACAAGAUGGCCGAGUUUCAGGAAGUGAUGCGACAGCAGCUGGAGAGCUCUAUGCAGGCCGAGCUGGAAAAACUCUUGAGCACAGCCAAAGGUGCAGAAGCUGAGGUGUCUAAGAAGGACUUUGAAGGCUUUAGGAAGUUAUUCCAGCGAUUUCUUCAGGUGAAGGGACCUUCAGUAGAAUGGGCAAAAAUCAACAGGCCCCCUGAGGACUCGAUCCAGCCAUAUGAUAAGAUCAAGGCCAAGGGUAUUCCAGACAACAUAGCAGACAGUCUGAAUAAGCUGGUGGUGGUGAAGCUGAAUGGAGGUCUGGGAACCAGCAUGGGCUGCAAAGGGCCUAAGAGCCUUAUUAGUGUCCGUAACGAGAACACUUUCCUGGAUCUAACUGUCCAACAGAUUGAGCACUUGAAUAAAACAUAUAAUGCUGAUGUUCCACUGGUGCUUAUGAACUCUUUCAAUACGGAUGAAGACACUAAGAAGAUCCUACAAAAAUACACGCACCACAGAGUCAAGAUACACACUUUCAACCAGAGCAGGUAUCCACGCGUGAAUAAGGAGUCCUUGUUGCCGGUCGCUAAGGACAUGGCUAUGACAGGAGAGAAUGCAGAUGUGUGGUAUCCUCCUGGUCAUGGUGACAUUUAUGCCAGCUUUUAUAACUCCGGUCUGUUGGAGCAACUCAUCGCUGAAGGGAAGGAGUAUAUUUUUGUCUCCAACAUCGAUAACCUGGGCGCAACGGUAGACCUGUACAUACUGAACCACCUGGUGAGCCAGCCGAACGGCAAACGCUGUGAGUUCAUCAUGGAGGUCACAGACAAGACCAGAGCAGAUGUGAAGGGAGGUACGCUCAUUCAGUACGAUGGUAAGCUCCGGUUAUUGGAAAUCGCCCAGGUUCCCAAAGCUCAUGUAGAUGAAUUCAAAUCGGUGACCAAGUUUAAGAUCUUCAACACCAACAACCUGUGGAUCUCCUUAUCUGCCAUAAAGAGACUACAGGAACAGAACGCCAUGGACAUGGAAAUCAUAGUCAACCCUAAGACUAUAAAUGGGGGGCUGAAUGUCAUUCAGCUGGAGACCGCAGUGGGUGCUGCCAUCAAGUGCUUUGAUAACGCCUUGGGCAUCAACGUGCCUCGCAGCCGCUUCCUUCCUGUCAAAACCACAUCUGACCUCCUCCUGGUUAUGUCCAACCUGUACAGCCUGGAGGCAGGGUCUCUGAACAUGAGCGAGAGGCGCGAGUUUCCCACAACUCCUCACGUCAAACUGGGCAGCUCCUUCACCAAGGUUCAAGAAUAUGUCACACGGUUCGAGAGCAUUCCUGACAUGUUAGAGCUGGAUCACUUGACGGUGUCUGGUGACGUCACCUUCGGAAAGCAAGUCUCUCUAAAGGGAACCGUCAUCAUCAUAGCCAACCAUGGAGACCGAAUCGACAUUCCGGCCGGCUCUAUGUUGGAAAAUAAAAUAGUGUCUGGAAACCUUCGAAUCCUGGACCACUGAUUCCUUUGUGCCAUAUGACCUGGAUGAAGAAUCACAUGACCGACCAACACCUGUCAUUGUCCUCAUCAUCAUAACCAACCAUUAGGGAUGUAACGAUUCACUCAACUCAAGAUUCGAUUCAUGAUUUUGAUUUCAUGAUUCGAUUCACAAUUGUUUUUUUAUUUUUAUUUUUUUACAAAAUUAGAUUUAAGACAAAUAAUACAUUAAAUAUGUCCUUUUAUUAUUGUUUGGAGAAAAUGCUGCACGUUUAUUUGUGAAAUUGAAAUAUAACACUAUAAUAAUAUACUAAUAUAGCACUUGCAUGUUAUUGCACUUUUGUUGGUUUUGAUUGCUUCUAUUGUCCUCAUUUAUAAGUCGCUUUGGAUAAAAGCGUCUGCUUAAUGACAGAAUUUUAAUAUAAUGUUAAUCUAAAUGGCAAAACUAAAUUGAAAUUUUAAAAAAGCCCCAAAUCAAAUAAAUAUGUACCGUAUUCUUCGGACUAUAAGUCGCACCUAAGUAUAAUUCGCAUCAGUCCAAAAAUACGUCAUGACGAGGAAAAAAAUAAGUCGCUCUGGACUAUGUCACAUUUAUUUAGAACCAAGAACCAAGAGAAAACAUUAACGUCUACAGCCGUGAGAGGGCGCUCUGUUUUCAGUGUAGCCUACAGGAGCACUGAGCAGCAUAGAGCGCCCUCUGGCGGCUGUAGACGGUAAUGUUUUCUCUUGGUUCAUGUCAAAUUAAUUUUGUCCGGAAAAUAGGGUAACAAUUAAUUAAUUUUCAACCGGCUCACAGUUAAUCGUUACAUCCCUACAAACUACAGAAACACAAUCAACAUUCUGAUCAGUUCCAUGAGGGGAAAUAAAAGUGUCUGGGAAGUUCCAGAUCCUAGAGCACCCACACCUCUGUGUCAUGUGACCUGGAUGCCUAAUCACAUGAUCAACCCACACCUGCCACUCUUUAUCAGUGGUGCUGAUCUCAGCACACAGGUCCACAAACACCUUCCACGCCAUUCCGGAGACAUUUAUUUUUGUAGUAGUUUGUGUAUUUUUCGUUUUAUUUUCUGUCCUUCAGUGAUCCUCAAAUUUUAUGUAUGUAUCUCAUUGUGUUUUAGUUUUAGUUUUUUAUUCUGAGAAUGCAGUAUUUCUCUCUAUGAUGUAUCUAUGGCAUCACAAACUGACCCUUCGGGGACAGCAUCCUCUACUUGCUCGAAAAUGUGAAAGAAAGAGUGUGAAGCAAUAAGAGUUCUGUAACAGUGAAGGCUGACCGUUCUGUCUUUUGUGUUCUAGAACCUGUUCUACAUCCCGAACAUUCUGUGGAACUAAAUAAAGUGCAAUAUGGAGCAGAUCAA